Molecule: messenger RNA, 1077 nt
Organism: Cyprinodon tularosa
Lineage: Eukaryota; Metazoa; Chordata; Actinopteri; Cyprinodontiformes; Cyprinodontidae
Exons: 4
Coding region: 102-1049 (315 amino acids)
Source: RefSeq, a predicted model, not a curated record
UUUUUAAGCAGUACUACCAGAUUGUACGCAUUCCCUUUUCACAGAAAGAAAGAAAGAAAAACUUAAUGGAAUGAGAUGAAAAAGCAUGAAAUUAUGAGAAGAUGUUAGGUUAUGAGUUUUUGAGUCGAAUACAUUUUAGACAGUGCCCCAAAGAAAACUACAGGUUCACCAGGUGGUUAAUGAGAGAAGGCCUUCUUCGAAAAUGGAUGAAAUGCCCCUCUUGCUCUCAUGUCAUGAAGUUGAAACGGACCUACUACAAAAAGGAAGCAGCAUGGAUUUGUCGAGAUUCCUGUCACAAAGGGAAAACAGUAUCAAGGUCGAUCCGGACUGGCUCCAUCUUCGAGAAAUCGCACCUUCGGCUGCAAACGUGGAUGCAUUACAUCUACAGAUUUGCUCAAGGCCUUCGACUAAGGCAAGUGGACAUGCUGCAAGAGGGAAUUACUCAGAGUUCUGCAACUCUGAGUAAACUUGCAGACAAGCUGCGGAGAGUUUGCAAAUCAGGAAUGAAAAGAAUGAGAAGAAGAGGCAAGCAGACCGUUGGACAAAGGACAGAGAUUGUUAUGAUAGAUGAAAGCAAAUUUGGCCAUAAAAGAAAGUACAACAGAGGACGGGCAAGCAACAGGAGUUCCUGGGUAUUCGGAAUGCUAGGGAUUAAGGAUGACAGAAGGAGACCCAUCCUUAAGAUUGUGCCUCACCGUUCAGCCAGGCAUCUCUUGCCUCUAAUAAAGAAGCAUGUUCGUCGUGGAAGCUCCGUCAUUUCAGAUGGGUGGAGGUCUUACCGCCGUCUUCAGGAUGAAGGUUACAACCACCUGACUGUCAACCAUCACGAUUUUUUUGUUGACCCUGUUACAGGUGCACAUACACAAAACUUGGAGAGAUUUUGGGGUAUUUGCAAAUCAACUAUUUGGAGACAAAGAGGGAACCGCACACAAAAACUGUUGAGGGAUCACUUAGAUGUAAUUGAGUGGACAUAUUGGCGUGGAAACCAUCACAGUAAAGGACCACUUGGAAUGCUUUUGCACGACAUUAGAAAAAAAUAUCCAGUAUAAAACCUGCCUGAAAUAUAGAUAAAGAUAU